AUGGCGGCUGGGGCUGCGCGCGGGGAUCGGCGGGUCCUGGACGAGGAGAAAGAGAAAAGCAGCUGCGAGUCCCUUUGGGAACUGAGAAUUCCCAAAAAAGGGGUGAUUUUAACCCAAAGGUGGAACCUGGCUGGGGCGCUGGGCCAGGAGCAGGAGACCGACCGGGAGCCGUUGGAUGGACGGCUCGGGCCCUGGGGUCCAGCACCGGAGCGGGGCAGGACGGAGGGACGGACACCGGACACCGGCCGGACACCGCCGCGGCACACGGAGAACCGCCAGCAGACCCGGGAGGGGGCGGUGGGCUCGAUUUUGGCACUAAAAAAAGGGAAAUGGAGCAAAUCCGCCCAGCUCGGAGGAGGGCACGGGGUGGUUCUGGCUCUGGCUGAGGGAGUUUUCAGGGCUCCUCCGCGCGUGGAUUUGGAGUCUUUGAAGCGUUUCGCGGUCCCAAAUCCACUGGUGGUGUCCCAUUCCGGCUGCUGCGGGUUCCCAGCGCAGAAUUCCAGAGCCUGGGAGCUGGGUCAUCCUCCGGCCUUUCCCCACCAGGGCUCCAACAGCAUCGUCAGUCCAGUGUUUUUCGUUAAAAUGAGCGAAUAUACAGAAUAUAAAGCACAAUAUUUACACGGGGACGGUAACCAGGGGCGUUCCCACACCAUCAGUAGUUCGUUGUCGUGGGGAUAAAAGAAAUUCUUAAGUGACCUAAGGAGGAACAGAC
Hirundo rustica (Barn swallow) is the source of this 712-nucleotide messenger RNA. RefSeq lists its product as uncharacterized. NCBI's taxonomy places the organism in Eukaryota, Metazoa, Chordata, Aves, Passeriformes, Hirundinidae. The record is from RefSeq and is a predicted model, not a curated record. The transcript has 3 exons. Bases 1 to 678 code for a protein of 225 amino acids.